Molecule: messenger RNA, 2417 nt
Organism: Cucurbita maxima (winter squash)
Lineage: Eukaryota; Viridiplantae; Streptophyta; Magnoliopsida; Cucurbitales; Cucurbitaceae
Product: potassium transporter 5-like
Exons: 8
Coding region: 33-2282 (749 amino acids)
Biological process (GO): potassium ion transmembrane transport
Cellular component (GO): membrane
Molecular function (GO): potassium ion transmembrane transporter activity
Source: RefSeq, a predicted model, not a curated record
UAUUCCAUUCCUCCCUCUUCUGCGAUAAAACGAUGGAAGUCGAUCGGACGGCCGAUAACUAUCCCGAUCUCCAAGAGAGCUCCGACGACUCCACCCCUAACCUCGCCGAAAGAAACCUCCGACGUAAUGAUUCGUUGGACGUCGAAUCCCGCACCAUCCCCGGCGCCGUCGCCGGCAGCAAUGGUCACAAGGUGGCGAGCUGGGUGGUGAUAUUGCAAUUAGCGUUUCAGAGCAUCGGAGUAGUAUACGGCGAUAUCGGAACGUCGCCGUUGUACGUGUAUGCGAGUACGUUUACAGAGGGAAUCAAGCAUAACGACGACGUUUUGGGCGUGCUGUCGUUGAUUCUUUACACCCUCACAUUCAUCCCGUUGCUCAAGUACGUCUUCUUCGUCUUGCAAGCCAACGACAAUGGCGAAGGUGGCACAUUUGCUUUAUACUCCCUUCUCUGCCGAUACGCCAAAAUCGGGCUGAUACCGAGCCAGCAAGUGGAAGAUCAAGAAGUGUCGAAUUUUCAGGUGGCGCCGCCGACCAACCGCCAGAAAAUGGCGUCUUGCCUGAAAUCCAAGCUGGAAAACAGCCGCGCCGCCAAGAUUUUCUUACUCUUCGCCACCAUGCUUGGCACUUCCAUGGUUAUCGGCGACGGCGUUCUAACUCCUUCCAUCUCAGUUUUGUCCGCCGUCGGAGGAAUCAAGAAUGCUACCUCGACUAUGACACAAGAGAAAAUAGUGUGGAUAUCAGUAGCAAUCUUGGUUUGCCUGUUCAUGGUGCAAAGAUUUGGUACCCAUAAAGUUGGAUACUCCUUUGCUCCCAUUAUUUGCAUUUGGUUUGCACUCAUUGGUGGCAUUGGCUUCUACAACUUUAUUAAAUUUGACCCUUCUGUCAUCAAAGCUGUCAACCCUAAAUACAUCUUUCAUUACUUCAAAAGAAACAAAAUCGAUGCUUGGAUCUCUCUCGGCGGCGUCGUUCUUGCUAUUACAGGUACUGAAGCUUUAUUUGCGGACGUGGGACACUUCACAGUGAUGUCCAUAAGACUAAGCAUGUGUUGCGUGACCUACCCGGCUCUCGUCUCCGCCUACGUUGGUCAAGCCUCAUUUCUCCGCAAGCAUGCUGAUCUCGUCUCGGAUACCUUUUUCGAGUCUAUUCCUGGUCCUCUCUAUUGGCCUACGUUCGUGGUGGCUGUGCUUGCCUCUAUCGUUGCGAGCCAAGCUAUGAUCUCGGGCACCUUCUCCAUCAUCCAACAGUCCCUCUCCUAUGGUUGCUUCCCUAGAGUUAAAGUUGUUCAUACUUCUUCGAAGUACGAGGGCCAAGUUUACAUCCCCGAAGUUAACUAUCUUCUCAUGUUGGCUUGUCUUGGAGUCACUUUAGGGUUUAAAGAUACAACGAGAAUCGGGAAUGCCUAUGGCAUAGCUGUGGUGUUCGUGAUGGCACUCACUUCAAGUUUUCUCGUGCUCAUCAUGAUCAUGAUAUGGAAAUCGCACGUACUUAUUAUAAUCUCCUAUGUUCUAACCAUUGGCUUAUUGGAAUUUCUCUACCUAAGCUCAGUUCUUUACAAGUUCGACCAAGGGGGUUAUCUUCCUUUAGCUUUUGCUGGGGUUUUGAUGAUAAUAAUGUACAUUUGGCACGAUGUUCAUAGAAGAAAAUACUACUACGAACUCGAACACAAGAUUUCCGCUGAAAAGCUCAAGGACAUUGCAUCCCUCACAACCAUCAACCGUGUCCCUGGUCUCGCCCUAUUCUACUCCGAGCUCGUCCAAGGCAUUCCCCCGAUCUUCAAUCAUUAUCUCGUCAACAUCCCGACUCUCCAAAGGGUCCUUAUUUUCGUGUCCUUCAAGUCCCUCCCGAUUAGCAAAGUUCCGAUGGAAGAGCGAUUUCUAUUCCGACGAGUUGAGCCUCGUGACAUCAAUGUGUUUCGUUGUGUGGUUCGAUAUGGAUAUAGAGAUAUCAUCCACGAACAAGAGUCGUUCGAGCAAGUACUGGUGGAGAGAUUGAAAGGGUUUAUCGAAGAGGAGUUGUGGACGUUGGAAAACGACGACGGUAGAGUCGAGGAGAAGAGGAGGAACAUUGAAGAGGAGAUAGAGAUGGUGGAUAAAGCUUGGAGAGACGGGAUUGUUCACUUGAUCGGACAAAAUGAGGUUGUGGCAAGCAAAGGGUCGGGGUUUGCAAAAAGGGUUUUGAUCGAUUAUGCUUAUAAUGCAUUGAGAAGAAAUUUGAGACAAAGUGAAGAGGUUUUUUACAUCCCUCGUAAGCGUAUGCUCAAAGUGGGAAUGACUUACGAGCUUUAGGGUUUUUCUUUAUGGGAUAAUAACAUGUUCACUUAUUACAAUAGGUAUUGUAGGGUUGUGUGUUGAGAUUUAUACUAUCUCAUGUUAACCAUCUUCACGUGCAAUAAACAAAUAGCUUUUCGAGUUGUCCGAGCU